GUCAUUGCCAGUCUGCCAAACCCACUCACUUGUAAGGCGGAUGAUCCGGCCAGAGCCUCUUACAGUCCGCCAACCUGCCGCCAACCGUUCUGGAUGGCCUCGCGGUCUGCAGCCCACGACUCACUCUCUCACCUUUAUCUAGCACGGUGGGUGUUGUGGUGCUAUGUCCGUAAGACAACCCAAAUGGGCGAUAUGGCGCCGCUCGUACCAUGACAAGUCGUAUGGGUAUCGCGAACCUCGACGGUUUGUUAUGCCUGAUUAUAGCCCCACGCAGCUACAGAACAGGACUGUGAACGCGCCUCUCCUUCGCUACGUCGACGCGCUCCGGACGCAUGGGCACCGCGCCGCGCGCAUCGACCCUCUCGAUCUUCUGCAAAGGGAAGAGGUCGCCGCCCUCAAUCCCUGGAGGUAUGGCCUCCUCGACGACGCGCAGAAGUACGACGUGAAUGGCAUCGUCUGGACGCGCCCCGUGGGCUCCGCCGCGGACCUGAGCGACGAGUGGACGCUCGGCGACAUCACGCAGCACCUGCGCGCGAUCUACGUUGGGCGCAUCGCGUACGAGUACAUGCACUCGCCAUCCAAGACCGAGCGGCUCUGGUUCUCGCACAUGCUCGAGUCGCAGGCGCCGACCCAGGCGGUGUUCGACACGAAGCAGAAGACACGCAUACAUGGGCUUCUUGCGCGCAGCGAGACCUUCGACCAGUUCUUGCAGCUGAAGUUCCCAAAUCUCAAGCGGUACGGAUUGGAGGGUGGGGAGUCGAUGUUGCCCGCGCUUGACGCGCUCUUCGCCUCCGCAGCAAGAGCCGGAGUUGAGAAUAUUGUCCUCGGAAUGCCGCACAGAGGCCGCUUGAAUCUGUUGACAGAUUUACUCCAGUUCUCCCCAGAGGCUCUGUUCCACAAGAUCAAGGGCGGCUCUGAUAUUCCGGAAGACCUCGGCGCCUCUGGGGAUGUCAUUAGCCAUCUGGUCGCAUCUCCAAACCUUCAGUAUGACGGCGCCAAGGCUCCGCUUCAAGUCUCGCUUCUGCCCAAUCCAUCGCAUCUGGAGGCGGUCAACCCUGUUGCACUUGGAAAGACUCGUGCGAAGCAGUUCUCACUCCUGAAGAAACUUGUUGCCUCCGGCACCGCGCCUAACGAAUGCUUCCCCGGAGACAAGGUGAUGUGUCUGCAAUUACAUGGCGACGCAAGCUUCACUGGGCAAGGCGUGGUUAUGGAAGGGUUGAGUCUGAGCAACUUGCCGCAUUACACCGUCGGAGGCACCGUUCAUAUCGUGGUCAACAGCAUCGGUUACACUACUCCUGCGUCCAGCGCGCACUCGGCAUUGUACUCGUCGGAUAUAGGGAAGAUGAUCAACGCGCCAGUGCUUCACGUCAACGGAGACUAUCCAGAAGAUGUCGCGCGUGCUGUAGACGUCGCAUUCAAGUACAGGAACCACUUCCGUAAGGACAUCAUCGUGGAUCUACUUGUGUAUCGCCGCUGGGGUCAUAACGAACUGGACGAGCCUUCUUUCACCCAACCUCUCAUGUACGAGAAGAUCCGAUCGCGAAGUUCCGUCCCUGCUCUGUACGAAAAGCAGCUCAUCGCGGAGAAAGUCAUGACGGAAGACGCUGCCACAGCUGUCCGCUCGUCGUACAAAUCACUUCUCGCCUCAGAGCUGGAAGCCGCAGACUCUCGUCCUCCCGUGAAGGUAGAUGCCGUGAUGUUCCAGGGCUCCUGGGCUGGGAUGAGUUGGCCAGCAAGCUCAGAUGCUGUCCGCGAACCGGAGACUGGAGUGGACCAUGAGACCCUGCUCGGCGUUGGACGCGCAAGUGUCACUGUGCCUGACGGAUUCGAGAUUCACCCCCGCUUACAACGGCAUGUCAAUAAUCGCCUGCGUGCUCUAGAGAAGGGUUCUGGGAUCGACUGGGCGACAGCUGAAGCCAUGGCUUUCGGGACACUCAUGCUGGACGGCUGUGACGUACGGAUCUCUGGACAAGAUGUUGGACGUGGGACUUUCAGUCAACGGCAUGCCAUGCUUGUCAACCAACGGACAGAAGAAGUGAUCGUUCCACUGAACGCUCAACUCCAAUGCGAAGGCAGGCUUGAACUGGCGAACAGUUCGCUUAGCGAACUGGCCGUGCUGGGGUUCGAAUAUGGUGUGAGCUGGGAGAGCCCUGACAUACUACCCAUUUGGGAAGCACAGUUCGGCGACUUUUUCAAUGGCGCCCAGGUCAUCAUCGACACCUUCAUUUCUUCGGCGGAGACGAAGUGGCUCAGGCAAAGCGGGAUCACGCUGCUUCUGCCUCAUGGCCUUGACGGCGCAGGCCCUGAACAUUCUUCAUCCCGCUUGGAACGGAUGUUACAGUUGACGAACGAUGGCUAUGAAUUCGACGAUAGCCCAAUCGCUUCGAAUGUCAACAUGCAUAUCGUCUUCCCUACGACACCCGCGCAGUACUUCCACUUGUUGAGACGGCAGAUCAAGCGGAACUACAGAAAGCCUCUCGUUGUUGCAUCGCCGAAAGGAUUGCUUCGACUACCUGCUGCCUCCUCAUCGCUGCUGGAAUUCGGGCACAACACUCGGUUUGAACCGGUGCUCGAUGACGCGACAGUCGACAAGUCGAAGGUCAAGCGCGUAUUGUGUCUGACCGGCAAGCUUUACUACGAGCUGGUGGCGGAACGUCAGAGGUUGCAGGCAGAUCAUGUAGCCCUCGUCCGGAUCGAAGAACUGUCCCCAUUCCCAUUUGGUCGCCUCGCUAGUGUUCUUGGUCGGUAUGAUGCGACUAGCGAAUUUGUUUGGAUACAGGAGGAGCCGAGGAACCAAGGCGCAUGGCCUCAUGUCUCGGAGAGGAUCAAUGCUGUCCUCGAACACCUGGGUCGCACGAAACACAUCUUGUAUGUCGGAAGGGCGUCGGACGCGGUUCCUGCGCCUGGGAUAAGCAAGAUAUACUCUGCACAACGACAAGCAAUUUACCAAACAGCAUUCAACUGAGGACGUUACUCAUACACUACUAGACGACGCCAUAUGUACAUUUCU
Rhodofomes roseus is the source of this 3010-nucleotide messenger RNA. RefSeq names its product dehydrogenase E1 and transketolase domain-containing protein 1. The transcript has 24 exons. Lineage: Eukaryota; Fungi; Basidiomycota; Agaricomycetes; Polyporales; Fomitopsidaceae. Bases 164 to 2965 code for a protein of 933 amino acids. The record is from RefSeq and is a predicted model, not a curated record. Gene Ontology annotation, molecular function: thiamine pyrophosphate binding; oxoglutarate dehydrogenase (succinyl-transferring) activity. Gene Ontology annotation, biological process: tricarboxylic acid cycle.